Messenger RNA from Onychostruthus taczanowskii (white-rumped snowfinch), 2180 nucleotides. It is a transcript of the gene MICU1, whose product is annotated as mitochondrial calcium uptake 1. Gene Ontology annotation, molecular function: calcium ion binding. Gene Ontology annotation, biological process: calcium import into the mitochondrion; mitochondrial calcium ion homeostasis. Bases 150 to 1658 code for a protein of 502 amino acids. The record is from RefSeq and is a predicted model, not a curated record. Lineage: Eukaryota; Metazoa; Chordata; Aves; Passeriformes; Passeridae. The transcript has 14 exons. Gene Ontology annotation, cellular component: uniplex complex.
UCACAGACCACGCCCCCGUUCCCCGUCCCCGGAAGCGCGCGCGGCGGGCGGGGCGGUGGCGGGGUUGAGAACAGGCCCCAGCUGAGGAAUACUUCCCUGUGUUCCCUGUGGCCUCUUGACCUGCAGACUGGGAGCAAAUACAGUACAGGAUGUUCCGGCUGCGCUUCCUGCCCGCGGCCGCGGGGCUGGCGGCGGUGGCGCGGCGUUACCGUGGGACGGCCCCGCACCUCGGCUCCCGGCGUAGGCUCCUGGUGGCGGCGUUCCUCGGGACCUCCGCGGCCACAGCGAGCGCCAGAUUCCUUUGGCAGAGGGCCUAUGCAGAAGACUCUGUCAGACAUGGCCCGAGGGCAGAGCCAGGGGAGAAGAUGAAGCACGAGGAGGAGGAGGAGAGCAGCAGCAGCGAGGGCAGGAGGGCAGUGGCGGCGGGCGAUGAGGAGGCGCCGCCGGAAGGGAAGAAGAAGAAGCGCUCCGGGUUCAGGGACCGCAAGGUGAUGGAAUAUGAAAACAGGAUCAGAGCCUACUCCACCCCAGACAAAAUCUUCAGAUACUUUGCCACGCUGAAGGUCAUCAACGAGCACGGCGAGUCCGAGGUGUUCAUGACCCCGCAGGACUUUGUGAGAUCCAUCACCCCCAACGAGAAGCAGCCAGAGAACCUGGGCCUGGACCAGUUCAUAGUGAAACGCUACGAUGGGAAGAUACAGGUUAAGUUUUCAUCUAAAUUAUUAGCUGAGCUCAUCCCCACCCUGCAAUCACAAAUAAUGAAGUUGUCCCAGGAGAGGGAGAAGUUUGCUGACGAGGACAGCAUUUUCUACGCGCUCGGAGAAUGCGGACUCAUCUCUUUCUCCGACUACAUCUUCCUCACCACCGUCCUUUCCACUCCCCAGAGGAAUUUUGAAAUCGCCUUUAAGAUGUUUGAUCUGAACGGUGACGGCGAGGUGGACAUGGAGGAGUUUGAGCAGGUGCAGAGCAUCAUCCGCUCCCAGACCAGCAUGGGCAUGCGCCACCGGGACCGCUCCACCACCGGCAACACCCUCAAAACCGGCUUCAACUCUGCCCUCACCACCUACUUCUUCGGGGCUGACCUGAAGGGAAAGCUCACCAUCUCCCACUUCCUGGACUUCCAGCGCAAGCUGCAGCACGACAUUCUGAAGCUUGAGUUCGAGCGGCACGACCCGGUGGAUGGGCGGAUCACCGAGCGGCAGUUUGGGAGCAUGCUGCUGGCUUACAGCGGGGUGCAGUCCAAGAAGCUCACUGUCAUGCUCAAACAGCUCAAGAAGCACUUCCAGGAUGGAGAGGGGCUGACUUUUGAGGAGGUGGAGAACUUCUUCACCUUUCUGAAGAACAUAAAUGAUGUGGACACAGCUUUGAGCUUCUACCACAUGGCUGGAGCUUCUCUUGAUAAAGUGACCAUGCAGCAGGUGGCCAGGACGGUGGCCAAGGUGGAGCUGUCGGACCACGUGUGCGACGUGGUGUUCGCGCUCUUCGACUGCGACGGGAACGGGGAGCUGAGCAACAAGGAGUUUGUUGCCAUCAUGAAGCAGCGCCUGAUGCGAGGCCUGGAGAAGCCCAAGGACAUGGGCUUCACACGGCUCAUGAGGGCCAUGUGGAAAUGUGCCCAGGAGACAGCGUGGGACUUCACAGCUCCCAAGCAGCAGUAGCAGGGUUGGGAAGGAGCACCCCCAUUCCCUGGAUCAGCCCAUGGGCACAGCAGGGUGGCACCAGGCUCUGGAGAGGCUGUGCCAGGAGGAUUUUGUCAAUCCAAGUUAGAAAUCCACGCCUGCUGUAUUUGCUUGCUGCUGGCUCCUCCGUCUUCCUCUCUCUCAGGAACAAGGAAAGGACUUUUACUGCCACCCCCUCCGUGGCAUGGUGUCCCCUGCUCCAGAGCUGGACCCCAAAUCACCUUUAUUUAACGCUAUGAAAAAAUGGCAUGGGGGGUUCUUUUGAUUCUCAGCCUGCUCCUGGGAAAAGCCAGGCAAUUCCUGGAUUUCAGCCAGCCAAAAGCUGCACCUGCUGCAGAAGGGCAGCUAAAAGCAGUGCAGCUCUCCUGCCCUUCCUGCCUUGCACCAGCAUCCUGCAGCAGGAGCUCCCCAAGUGAUUUCCUGAGUGGGGAAUUGUCCCGGGGAGGGGCUGGCAGUGGUUUGUCCUCUGUAAAAUACCAUGUAAAGAUGUUGCUCCCAGCA